AUGAACUCCAUAGUUUUCUUGUUAUUUCAAUGGCUACCACUUCUACUUGUAUCAUUAGUUGUUCCAAGUUCUGUUACUGCAACAUCAAUUAACAUUCCAAGAAUGUUAAUUCCUUUCAGGAAAAUAGGAAACUCAGGAAUUCCAGUUGACUUUGAACCAUUCUCUUACACCCAAACACUUGAUCACUUCAACUUUAGACCUGAGAGCUACAAUACUUUCAAACAAAGAUAUUUUAUCAAUUCUAAGUAUUGGGGUGGUCCAAAUUCUUCUGCACCCAUCUUUGCUUAUUUUGGUGCUGAAGAGGCAAUUGAUGAGGAUCUUACUACUGCUGGAUUUCUCACUGACAAUGCCUCUAAAUUUAAAGCUCUUCUGCUAUAUAUAGAGCAUCGAUAUUAUGGACAAUCGAAUCCAUUUUCUUUAAUUGAAGAAAAUGAUGGAAGCACUCUUGGGUAUCUCAACUCUGCUCAAGCUCUAGCAGAUUAUGCAAAGAUCAUUAUGUAUGCAAAGAGAACAUAUAAUUCAGAAGAUUCUCCAGUGAUUGUUGUUGGAGGAUCAUAUGGGGGAAUGCUUGCGGCAUGGUUCCGAUUAAAAUAUCCCCAUAUUGCCUCGGGAGCUUUGGCCUCAUCUGCUCCAAUUCUUUACUUUGAUGAUAUAACCCCACAGGAUGGAUACCACUCCAUUGUCACGCAGAUUUUUAGAGAUACUAGUGAGACUUGCUACCAAACUAUAAGAGAUUCCUGGCUUGCUAUUGAUAAAAUGGCUUCUCAGUACGGCGGUCUUUCAAUGCUCAGCGGAAGAUUCCAGACUUGCCAAGGAUUAGAAGAUUCUUCUGAGCUUAAGAACUACUUGAAAUUAAUGUAUGGCUAUGCUGCUCAAUACAAUGGACCACCAGAAUAUCCAGUUUCCACUGUGUGCAGAGCUAUAAAUGGAGCUUCUUUUGGAACUGAUAUUCUUGGAAAAAUAUUUGCAGGAGUUGUUGCUUAUGAAGGCAACGACAAAUCUUGCUAUGUUAAUCCAACACCAUCCCAGGCAGAAAAUGCUUGGGCAUGGCAGAGAUGUAGCGAGCUAGUGAUACCUAUGGGCAUCACUAACAAUACAAUGUUUCAAGCUGAUCCUUUCAACAUAGAUAGCUUAAGUGAACGCUGCAAGAGGUGGUACAACGUUCAACCUCGGCAGCAUUCGGUCACUACUUAUUAUGGAGGCCAUGAUUUAAAGAAAACUCUCAAAAGGUUCGGCAGCAACAUCAUUUUCUCCAAUGGACUGAAAGAUCCUUGGAGCAGUGGCGGGGUGCGGCAGAACAUAUCAGACAGUAUUGUUGCUACUAACACAGCUAAUGGAUCUCACUGCUUGGAUUUACUUGCAGCAAAGCCAAGUGAUCCUCAAUGGCUAACUGAUUAUCGAGGGAAAGUGUUGGAUUUAAUAAAGCAAAUGAUUGAUCGUGAGAAGAAGGGUGAUGAUGGAGCAAACAAGGGAUAGAAAUUAACCACUUCAAUAUAAUAUUGCUAGUUAUCUAUUCAGCUUAUUAAUAAUUAAUUGCUAGAUAUUUUCAAAAACUUGGUUGCUUUGCCAACGCCACAUGCCUAGAAUUUUAGCUAUCAAUUUUCUUAAUUAUCAUGUUUUAGGGACAAAAGCUCAUUCCCGAGGAUCAGACGGAGAAGAGUCUGUUGUUGCCAAUUGUGCUGGAAUGGAAUUGAAUUUCGGAUUGGGCUUGUAUUGCUCAAAUUAAUUUUUCCCUGAUUGUUGCUUUUA
Messenger RNA from Hevea brasiliensis (rubber tree), 1749 nucleotides. RefSeq lists its product as uncharacterized. Gene Ontology annotation, biological process: proteolysis. Lineage: Eukaryota; Viridiplantae; Streptophyta; Magnoliopsida; Malpighiales; Euphorbiaceae. The coding region runs from base 1 to 1476 and encodes 491 amino acids. The record is from RefSeq and is a predicted model, not a curated record. Gene Ontology annotation, molecular function: dipeptidyl-peptidase activity; serine-type exopeptidase activity. The transcript is spliced from 9 exons.